Molecule: messenger RNA, 2329 nt
Organism: Amaranthus tricolor (Joseph's coat)
Lineage: Eukaryota; Viridiplantae; Streptophyta; Magnoliopsida; Caryophyllales; Amaranthaceae
Exons: 14
Coding region: 247-2175 (642 amino acids)
Biological process (GO): carbohydrate metabolic process
Molecular function (GO): carbohydrate binding; catalytic activity
Source: RefSeq, a predicted model, not a curated record
GAAUUUCUUAUACUGAUGAUGAUUUUUUUUAUUAUAAUAUAUUUAUCGAAUUUUUUAACAUAUACGCCUAAAGCUUAAUGUUUAGACAAUAAAUUUGGUAAACCUAAUAAUAUUUUUGAGAAUAUAUCAAAUAAAAUUUCAAAUAGUUAUCAGUUUUAUUGUCUAAAACCUAUACAUGGUGCAUAGGUAAAAAACCCGUAAAUUAUAUAUUUUUUUUAUAUUGUUUUUUUUCACGUAUGCAUCAUUAUGCAAAUUAAAUUACCCACAUAUGAUAUGAUCUUAAGUUGGUGCUUGCAGGUUGUGAUUGGUAAUGGUGUACUUGAAAUCACGAUAUCAAAUCCAGAUGGAAUCGUCACAAAGAUAAAGUUCAAUGGUAUAGAAAAUUUGCUUGAAGAAACAAAUGAAGAAGAUAACAGAGGAUAUUGGGACCUUAACUGGAGUGAUGCAGGAUCAACUGGGACAACAGGAUAUUAUGAUAGGAUCAAAGGAACAAGUUUUCAAGUAAUAGUAGAGGAUGAAGAUAUGGUGGAGGUUUCCAUCACAAGAACAUGGAACCCCACUUCUCAAACUAAGCUUGUGCCUUUAAACAUUGACAAAAGGUUUGUAGUGCUCCGCGAAUCAUCAGGAUUCUACUCCUAUGCAAUUUAUGAGAAGUUAAUGGAAUGGCCGGGAUUCAAUCUCCCUCAAACAAGGAUUGUUUUCAAGCUUAAUAAAAAGUGGUUUGAGUAUAUGGUUGUAGCAGAUGACAGACAAAGAAGAAUGCCACUUCCUGAGGAUCGGUUGCCAGAAAGAUGCCAAAUCCUAGAUAUCCCUGAAGCAGUGCUUCUUACUAACCCAAUUGAAGAUGAAUUCAAAGAAGAGGUGGAUGACAAAUACCAAUAUUCAUGUGAGAACAAGGAUCUUCAAGUGCACGGAUGGAUAUGCACAGAUCCCCCAACUGGAUUCUGGCAAAUAACACCAAGUGAUGAGUUUCGAACUGGUGGACCCCUCAAGCAAAAUCUUACUUCUCAUGUUGGCCCUACUAAUCUUGCGAUGUUCAUAAGUGCUCAUUAUGCUGGGGAGGACAUGGUGGCUAAAUUUAAACAAGGCGAGGCAUGGAAAAGGGUGUUUGGUCCUGUUUUUAUGUAUUUUAACUGUGGCCCUAAGGAACUUGAUUGGCACUGGCUCUGGGACGAUGCAAAAAACCAGAUGUUGAUUGAAACAGAAAAUUGGCCUUACUCUUUUCCAGCUUCCCAGGAUUAUCCAACAUCUGACCAGAGGGGCAAUGUCUCUGGUAGAUUACUAGUCUAUGAUAGGUAUUCUAACGAUGAUGUUAUUCCAGCAAAUGGAGCAUAUAUAGGUUUAGCUUCUCCAAACGAAUCUAAAUCUUGGCAACUCGAAAGCAAGGGUUACCAGUUUUGGACAACAACAGAUGAGGAUGGCUAUUACUCGAUAAGUGAUAUAAGACCUGGUGACUACAACCUUUAUGCUUGGGUUCCUGGUUUCAUAGGCGAUUACACAUUCCACGACAACAUUUCUGUAACUGCAGCAGGAUGUGAUAUUGAUAUGGGGCAGCUAGUAUAUGAAGCUCCAAGUGAUGGACCAACAUUAUGGGAAAUUGGUAUUCCUGAUCGAACUGCUAGACAAUUUUUCAUCCCUGAUCCCAACCCUAAGUAUGUCAACAGACUCUACCUUAAUCAUCCUGACAGAUUCAGACAAUAUGGUUUAUGGGAAAGAUAUGCCGAUUUAUAUCCUAAUGAAGAUCUAAUCUAUACAAUUGGCACAAGUGAUUACGAAAAAGAUUGGUUUUUUGCUCAAGUUACAAGGAAGAAAGGCAAUACUUAUCAAGGAACUACAUGGCAAAUUAAGUUUGAACUCCAAGAUGUGAACGUGAAUGGACUUUAUAAACUAAGAUUAGCACUUGCAACUGCAAAUCUGGCUGAAUUACAGGUUCGAGUAAAGAAUCCAAAAUCAGAGACUCCAUUAUUUACGACUGGACUAAUAGGGAAAGAUAAUGCGAUUGCAAGGCAUGGGAUUCAUGGACUUUACAGGCUUUAUACAGCAGAUAUACAUGGAACUGAACUUAAACAAGGUGAUAAUACGAUCUACUUAACUCAAGCUAAUGGUGGAAGUCCUUUUGUUGGGAUCAUGUAUGACUACAUUCGCCUCGAAGGCCCCACAGAUUCUGAUCCAUGAAAAAUCUUCUAGAAUAUUCUACUAUCUAGAAAAUUAUGUGUUGUGAUCCAUGUUAUGCAACAAUGUUAUAGUAUGGUUUAUUUCUAUGUCUUACUAGAUACUCUUUCAAUCUACGAAAUGAUAUUAUUAUUAUACUUGAUAAGUAUAAUUAUUU